Molecule: messenger RNA, 483 nt
Organism: Penicillium coprophilum
Lineage: Eukaryota; Fungi; Ascomycota; Eurotiomycetes; Eurotiales; Aspergillaceae
Exons: 7
Coding region: 1-483 (160 amino acids)
Source: RefSeq, a predicted model, not a curated record
AUGGCAGAGGUAUUGUCGGCUUGUAACGGCGUCUCCUACCUCAUUUUCUCGGGUGUAGCUGUGCUUUUGAUUGAGCGCAUGGGUCGCCAUCGCAUGCUUCCUGAUUAUUACUCUGCUGGUUCGACCAGUGAUAACGGUAGUGUAUACGACAAUGCCUCGGUCGCCUUUUUCUUCCUGUACUUUGGGGUAUUUGGUACUGGUAUGCUGGGGGCAAAGGGUGCUGCGGCCAAAACUGCUACCGGCUGCCCUGGAGGUAUCCUCUACUUCGACCUAGAGACGGGUACAUCUAAACACUCUCCCUCGUCUUUCAUUGUAGCCAGCCGGAGUGAGGCUCUUGAUGCCUCUGAUCGCACCAACCCAUCGUUGAUCGUUUCUGGAGACCCGGAGGCCAUCUGCCAAGAACGCCCGCAGAAAUACUCUGAGCGCGAAGAUGAAGAGUUCAAGAGAGUGACUGGCAGGGCAAUCCCUAUCGACGCGGCAUAA